Rubroshorea leprosula is the source of this 836-nucleotide messenger RNA. NCBI's taxonomy places the organism in Eukaryota, Viridiplantae, Streptophyta, Magnoliopsida, Malvales, Dipterocarpaceae. The record is from the annotation of a GenBank genome assembly.
AAUCUUUCCUCUCUUCUGCAACCGAGCCAGCCUACCCCUCUGCACCGCGCCCAGCCUUGCACUCCCACGCCUGCUCAGCACCCCUAGCUCCUACGCCCCUGUCCCUUUGCACGCCAGCAUCACUGGCAAUCAUACCCCCUCUGCACUGAGCCUGCGGGCAAUCAUGCACUCCAGCACCCCCUGCUUUGCGCCUCUGCCGCCUACACCGAGCCUACACCCCUGCUGCUGCACCACCUUGCUGCGCCUCCUGCACUCUGCGCCCAAUCCCGCGCAUCUGCACCGCUGAUUGCUGCAGCCCUAUCCUUGUCUUACAUGCAGAAAAGACAAGGAAUACCGGACAAAUUGGCAUCAUUGAUUGACAGAGCAAGGCCCUUGUCUUUUGUUGCAUUUUAUUUUUUAUUUUUAUCAUUUGGGGUAUAUAUUUAGGGCAAAAGCAGAGUAAUCGGGAGGGGGGGAUGGUUGGUUGAUUUUGGGUCUCUUUGUUGGGGAGUUUCGUCUGAGUUUUGAGAGCAAUAGAAGGGGAUUUAUUGGAGAAGAAAGGGGGCAACAACGGUGGUUGAGAGGAAGGAUCACCGAGCUUCCAGAGGAGCUUCAUUUUUGGUUUCAUUUUCUAGGUUUCAUUGCCUUAGGUAAUUUCUGAACAGAGGAAUUUUUGGGAAGAGCCGUGAGGGAGAAGAAGGGAGCUUGAUCCCGUGGGUGGGAUCCCUCCCUUUGGAUCUCAAUCUGCUUUUUUCCAGAAAUUUCACCUUGUUUGAUUCUAAUUCUCAUAGAGUUUUGCUUUAUUAAAACUGUACUAGAUGAUGAUACUGCAAAUGAAAUCAAGCAUGUUUGUUGAA